UCUUUUAACAUUUUUUAAUUUUUAUUCUUUUAUUUUAUUGCCUUCGAAUGGAUAUUUUUUUAUAUUACAUAUUUGACACCGUCUAAAAAAUCAACGACUAUCUUGGGCCAUGUCUGAAAAUUUAAAUGUCAACAUUGAAGCGACAGUGGAUCCAGAGUUGAUCCCAUGUGUUGAAUCGCUUGAAUCAAGCCACAGCGAUAAAACUGAUCCUGAUCAUGUGGAACAUAUAAUUCCUGAUGUUUGUAUUAAUAACUCUAUGGAUAUUAUUGUACCCAUUGAAAGUUGUGUUAAAUCUAAUUGCUUAAUUUUGACCGAAAACAAUGUUAAAAUUAAUGAAGAGGUAGAAGUUGUGAAUGUUGAAAAUCCAACUGUUGAUAAACUAUUAGAUAUCGUCAUUGAAAAUACUCUAGAUCAAAUGGGUUUAGAUGCAACUGGGACUAUGCAUAGUACGUCUGUUAUGUCUGUUCCUGAUGUUCAAAAUGAAAUCAUGGAAAUCCAUCCUGCUAGUGAUGUUAUUGACCAUGAAGUUACUAAUUUUAUAACCGAAGAAGAUAAUAUGACUGAUUUGUCUUCAAUUGAUAUGUUAAAAUCAAUUGAAAAUAAUGAUUCAAAUGAAUUUAAUAAUGAAGAAAUACCUAAAAAUGAAAUAGUUAUCAAUGAAGAUAAUAACAUUUCAGAAAAUAAUUCUAUAAGCAAAGAACAUAUAGAAAACAGUAAUAUAGAAUUAAGUUCUGAAAUAUUUCAAGAAUCAAAUGUUUCAAGUGACUCAAGUGAAAGACCCCUGAAAAUAAACACUAGACCACAACGUCAAGCUGCUAAAAAAGCUGAAAAUCAAAUCAGAGAAAUAGCUAAAGAAAUCAUCAAGCCUUUAGAUAUUAUUGAUGAAAAGGUUAUUGAUUUAGUUGAAGAAUUAUCUUCUCCGCUAAAAAAAGUUUGCUGUCAAUGUAACAGGUUCCGCUUAUGUAAAUUUAUUGUGAAAAGCCAAAAGUCUAUUUAUUUAUGUCAAGAAGAUUGUGUGGAGAAUUAUCGUAGACAAUUUAAUCAAUGCAUUCUUGAAAAGAAAUGCCAGCAAUGUCUAUUAGUAAUUUCAGAAAUUGAAGAUAAGAGUUAUUCUUGGCAAACAAAAUAUUUUUGUUCAGUCGACUGUCUUGCUCAUUAUCAAAAUACAAUUUUGAAUUCACAUUGUGUUCACUGCCAGAAAAUUAUUAAAUCAGAAAUUGAUUUUGGAAAAUAUUCUCGAUUUAUUUCUGGGAAAAUAUUACUAUUUUGUGGGACUGCUUGUUCAGAAAAUUAUGAAAAUAAGUUAAGUUUAUGCCAGUUUUGUCAAAAAGAAUUACUCAAUAGUAAUUUUGAGGAGUUCUGUUCAUCAUUUUGUAAAACUAAAGAUUAUGAAUCAAGGAAAAAGCAUGCUGAACCAGAUAGUUCUGUUGUUGAUUAUGAGACAAAUGAUGUUACUCAAGUCAUUGAUAAGUGUAAUGUUUGCUUUUAUAAAAUUAAUUCAUCAACAAAUGAAAUUCAAAUAAUUAGUAAUACAAACACUAAAUUCAAAUUUUGUUCAAAUGAAUGUUUAAACAAAUUCAUUAUCACAAAAAAGAGAACCGUUUCUUGUUCUAUAUGUAAAAUAAAAAAGUUCAGUUUUGACAUGAUUUCUUCCAAAAAUAUUUUUUCUAACAAUACAGUGUUUACAUGUUCUUUAAACUGUAUAUAUCGGCAACAAGAAUUACCACAAUCAAAGUCAAAAAAAGUUACUUGUGAUAAGUGUGGUUUAUUAACUCAAGCACGCUAUAAAAAUGUUCAUAACGGAAUUACCUACAGGUUUUGUUCUCAAAAUUGUUUUAAUUUGUUUCAAUCCAACAAAAAGAAAAAAUCUAAAUCAAAAAAUAGAAAUGAAAAACAAUCAUCAAUUUUACGAGUAUCCACUAGGCAGUCAGCUCGUAAAGAAGAAGAUAACUUAUCUGAUAGUGAUGGAGUACACAAUUCUUUGCUAAAAACUUCUAAAGCAAAAAAUAAAGUUUGUAGAAAAAUAAGUUACAUAGAUAAAAAUGUACCAUGUAAAGUUGAUAAAGAAGUACAAACAGAUCAGACCGGUAGUAAAGGAGUGAUAAUACCAGUUCCAGUACCAGUUUACAUUCCAAUGCCUGUGCAUAUGUAUGUUAUGCCUUAUCCAGUACCGGUGCCAUUCCCUAUACCUUUGCCAAUUCCAAUUUUUAUUCCUACCACUAAAAAUACUACUAAAGGAAUCAUGAAGGAUAUUAAAAAAAUAAGAGAAGAAACACCAGAUGAUCCAUUUGAAGCAGAACUCUUGUUGAUGGCAGGAAUGGUAGCUGAUGUUGAAAAAAAUGCCAACAGUUCAUCAUCUGAUAGUGAAAAUGAUAUAUCAAACAAUAAUUACAAUGAUGAUACAAAAGUUGUUUCAUCAAGUGCUCGAAAUCAUAAUUCUUUUGGAGAUGAUGUUCUUGCAAUGGCUUUAAAUAUGGCAGGAGCAGAUACAGAAAGUCUUGAAGGGCCAGAUGAGAUAUCUACCAUUACAUCUAAUAAUCAAAUGAUUGAUGACGUUGAAGCAAAUUUGGUGUCUUCUACUAUUAUGCCUCAAACACCUGAUCCAAUAGAAAAUAUAACUCAAGAAAACAUGAUAUCUUCACCUCAAGAUAUUCUUUGUCGUCCUCCAAGGAAACGAGGACCUCGCUCACAAUCUCAGCGUAGCUCAAAUUCAAAACGUUCUCGUAAAACUGAAUAUCCACAAACUUCAUGUUUCCAAUCAUCUGAAGGGUUAUUACAACAAGGAAUGCAAAAUCCUCUUUAUUCCAUGCCUAUAUCUAUAAAUCAAGCUGAUAUAAUCAAGCCAGAUGCAAACAUGUGCCUUAAGUACACAUUAGGAGUUAAUGCCUGGCGGCAGUGGGCUUGUAUGAAAAGUAUAGAAUUUGAAAAGACAUUAUCUAGUAAUGUUUGUACUGUAAAAAAAACAAACAUAUUUAAGUUAGAUCUUCUACAGUUAACUGCUAGUGAACUGAAUUAUUGUUUAUGUUUGUUUGUGAAAGAAGUACGCAAACCAAAUGGAAAUGAAUAUGCACCAGACACGAUUUACUAUCUUUGUUUAGGCGUUCAACAAUAUUUAUUUGAAAAUGGACGUAUUGACAAUAUAUUUACUGAUAUUUCAUAUGAACAAUUUACUAACACUUUAAAUGAAACAGCUAAAAAAUUCCCUGAGAUCUAUAACGAUACAAAAUUUAUUGUUACACGUGUUGAAGAAGAGUAUCUUUGGGAAAGUAAACAACUAGGAGCACAUUCUCCUUAUGUAUUAUUGUGUACAUUAAUAUUUUUCAAUACCAAACAUUUUAAUUUAACUAGUGUUGAAGAGCAUAUGCAAUUGUCAUUUUCACAUAUUAUGAAACAUUGGAAAAGAAAUCCUAACCAGCCAUCAACAUCUGGAGUUAAAGCACCAGGAACUUAUAGAAAUGUAUUGUUGCGCUUUUACCCUCCACAAGCUUCUAUUGACUCUCCCAAUUCUCGUAAGAAAAAAGUAUAUGAGCAGCACGAAAAUGAAGAAAAUCCAUUGAGAUGCCCUGUAAAACUGUAUGAAUUCUACUUAUCUAAAUGCCCAGAAAGUGUUAAAACAAGAAAUGAUUUGUUUUACUUAACACCUGAAAGAUCUUGUGUACCUGAUAGUCCUGUGUGGUAUUCAACAUGUGCAUUGAAUAAAGAAUCACUUGAAAAAAUGCUCAAUCGAGUUAAAAUGGUAAAAGAAAUUAAUGUAGCUUUGUUAUCAUCGUAGAUGAAUUUGAUUUAUAAAUUGUUAUUUGUAAAAGGUUUGAUCGUUAAGACUUUUCUUCAUGUCAUAUUAAACUUUUAUAGUAAAUCUGUACAGAUUUAUAAAUGUUA
Sipha flava (yellow sugarcane aphid) is the source of this 3879-nucleotide messenger RNA. It is a transcript of the gene woc, whose product is annotated as zinc finger MYM-type protein 3. Lineage: Eukaryota; Metazoa; Arthropoda; Insecta; Hemiptera; Aphididae. Bases 110 to 3772 code for a protein of 1220 amino acids. The transcript has 19 exons. The record is from RefSeq and is a predicted model, not a curated record.